GUCCAUAUGUGGGCUUUUCCGGUUCGAUAUUUACAAACGAUGCUGUUCACCUCAACCACCUCGGGGAGAUACUCAUGGUUACACCCAUUUUGGGCACGAGUGAACACCAAAUUAAGUUUGCGCGAUACCUUGGCGCUGUCCGACGGGCCACGGAUAAAUUAAGAAAAUACUACCAAGUUGUCGAGAUGUCUGUUAAAGAGAGGAAAAAUCAUAUACGACUAUUCUGUGAGCUAUCACCAGAGCCAGCAUUCCCGUGGCCAACAACAUACGAAGCAUCUAAUACUCAGGUCAGAUUCACUUACGAAUUACAGCCUUACCCGGACAGACUGAUAUUCAUUGGAAAAUUGGACAAUGACGAUACAGUACUCAUAAAAUUCACCAAAACGUACUCGCUGGAUGCGCACCGAAUCUGUGCUGCAUUGGGUUGUGCGCCGCAGCUGCUUGGUUACCGCAAGCUUGGCAGCAUUUGGUAUAUGGUGGUGAUGGAAUGCUUGGACCCUGAUGUAUAUAAGCCGUACUCAUCCCUCACAUUCCGGGAUCCAGCUGAUAAUUUACUUAGACUUGGUUCUAAAGUCAGAAAAGCCAUCGGUGCCCUCCACAGUAACAACCUGGUUCAUGGCGACAUACGGGAUGCAAACAUCCUCGUAAACCGAAAUAUGGACGACUUUAAAAUCAUCGAUUUUGACUGGGCGGGGGAGGCUAAUAUCGUAUGUUACCCAACAAGAAUCAAUCACUACGGCAUUGUGAGACCGCGUGAUGCGCAGUUCGGAAUGCCUAUCACAAAGGAGCAUGAUAAAUUUAUGCUUAAUGUUCUGUUUCCGGAACGUGAAUAUUUUCCGUCAGAGUAA
Molecule: messenger RNA, 848 nt
Organism: Paraglomus brasilianum
Lineage: Eukaryota; Fungi; Glomeromycota; Glomeromycetes; Paraglomerales; Paraglomeraceae
Source: the annotation of a GenBank genome assembly